AUGGAAAUUCUACGUAUACCUGUUGGAGAUAAAACACUGUCGCAUAAGGUGUUUGAGGGAAAUAAAUUCCCAGAUAUUUGUCCUGGAAAUGUGGCUGACCACUUAGAGAAGAUCAGGAACAUGGCAUACCGUCAUGAUGAUGUUUUCAUUAUGUCCUACCCUAGAAGUGGAACGCAUUGGCUACGAGAAAUUGUCUUCAUGUUGAUGAAAGGCAGAGCGGAAUAUAUCAUCGACGACAACAUCGACUUUCCUAUCGAACUUUUGGACAUGGAUACAAUAGAGAAGGAGGCGUCACCAAGGAUUUUCUAUUCUCAUAUGCCAUUUCAGUAUUUGCCUCGAGAUCAUUUAGCGAGAAAUGGAAAAGUAAUCGGUUGUGUCCGUAAUCCGAAGGAUGUUAUGGCGUCAGCUUUCCAUUACUUCAAUAACGUUGCAUUUGAAGUGGAGUGGGAUACUUACUUCAAUGUUUUAUUGGAAGGAAAUGCUCCAUACGGCUGUUGGUUUGCAUGGAGAGACCAGUGGGGGAGAAUGUUAGAACAACAAAGAGAACAUCCACCUCUCACAAUUACCUACGAGGAUACAAGCAGGAAUUUGGAAGGGCAAGUGCGCAGAAUCUCUGAAUAUCUCGGUUUGUCCUACUCCGACGACUUGAUAGAGGAUAUCACACAUGCAUGCAAGUUCAACAACAUGAAGUUAGCAAAAACACGAACAAAAUCAAAUAUGAUGAAAAGGAUAAAAGAUGCAGUUCAGGAUUUGGAAACCGCCACAAUAGAAGAUGUCAACAGGAACAGAGGUGGACACAACACAGUAAUUCGAAAAGGGACAGUUGGAGACUGGAAAACCCUUUUUACGACGGAGCAGAAACAAAAGUUCAACACAGUGUACAAAAAUAAGACUUUGGCAGGCAGUCAAUUAGAUUUUGAUGGCUAUUUUGAGGACGAUUUUAUGGAAAGCUAUGUGGAACCCUCAAAUCCGUAG
Molecule: messenger RNA, 975 nt
Organism: Ylistrum balloti
Lineage: Eukaryota; Metazoa; Mollusca; Bivalvia; Pectinida; Pectinidae
Product: sulfotransferase 1B1-like
Exons: 5
Coding region: 1-975 (324 amino acids)
Biological process (GO): sulfation
Cellular component (GO): cytoplasm
Molecular function (GO): sulfotransferase activity
Source: RefSeq, a predicted model, not a curated record